GAGAGCGCGAGUUGCCACUUGCCGUCCACGCACGCAUCCCUCGCAAACAAGUGGACUUGUUUAAAUUGCAAAUUAAAUUAAUUAUUAUUCAGUUAUACUAUUAACUUUAAGAAAACUUGGAACUAGUUAGCUAAUUAUAGAAGGCGGCGGAAGUGAUAAGCUAAGAGAUAAUCGGUAGAUUGUGCUCCUCCUCGUGUUUUAUUUAUGUCAGCCGGUAGAGAUCAACUACUUGUUUGCUUGCUGUGGUGUGGUUAACUACCGACGCGAUCGCACCCUUAUCGUCAUAAUUAUCAUGAUGUCGGGGAGUUGUGUCUUUUGUUCCGCCACACGUGUCGACGUCGACAUGGAGGACGUCUGGGGGUCGGAGAAAGUUGCCGGAGCGCUAAGCAGAAUUUGCAGUCUCAACUUGGUUGCUCCCCCACUCGUUUUUGAGCCGGGGAGUGGGAUGCGGGUCUGCACCACGUGUCGACCCACGAUCAACGGAGUAAUAGAAUCCCUUCGCAGAGAGGAACACUUUCUCACCCAACUGGCCAACUUAAAUGUGCAAAUUGUCGGGGGCGUCGAGGCGUUGGGGAGACGAGUCUUAGUUGGGACAGCUUCGCCAAAUCCCAGUCACGCGGACUACGUUUGGAAGGAGUAUAGACGACAAGUAAUUCGCAAUUACGUCACAGGGAAAUUACCGAAUCCCUCCGUCCACCUGGUCCCCCUCGACCCACCCCCCGCACAUAGCGGUGAAGACGACGAUUCUGACGAUGACGCAGCAGCCAACCUGUUGACCAAUCAGAAUAGCCGCGUGGAGGCGGAAGAAGUCGUAUUGCGGGCGAUGAGAAGUGACCCUCUUCUCCCGGACGAGGAGGAGGAGGAGGAGGAGGAAAUGCAAAGCACCCGGAAGAAGGAGAGCCUCGGACGAAUUCGAUAUCUCCUCCUCGACAAUAAAGUUGAAUCUGCACUUCCUGCUCAAAACCUAGCCUAUGAUUUCGACAAAGACAAUUUUAAUGAUCGUGACGACGGAAGUAGCGUAUCUACCGGGUCAUCUGAUUCAGAUUUAGAUAAUAUUUUCGAGGUUAAAAGAAUCGUCCGAAGGAAGAAAUCAAAGACUGAUGCUAAAAAAGAUGAGGAUAAAAGUCCAAAAGCGGAGACGAGCAAGGUGGCUGCCACUGUAGACCGACCGAUUCGUCCAGGAUUUGGAAGACUGUCGCGAGGUCGAGGAAAAGCGUCUCAUCGCCCAACCCGUACCGAAUCUCCUGCAAUUGAAAGACUGACAACUCCUUCACCACCUCCACUCAAAAGAACAAUUCCUAAUCAGCGAGGGAGGGGAGGAAAGCGAGGUCGAGGAAGACGAGGGGGUGCUGCGAAUCAAGGGUCGCGGAGGGUCGAGGCGGUCGCACGUAGUGACCAUGCAGAAGAAGAGGAGGACUCCAGCGAAGAAGAAAUGUCAGCAAUAAUGGGAGGAUUUGUCACUCCGAAAAGGGCAAUUCCACCACAAUCUAAAAUUACCACUGUUUCAACACCAGUCAUUCAAAAGAGGUUGAGCUCGAGGAAGUCCCCACCACUCGUGCCCCCUUCACCGCCCGCGCCACUCAAUCGUCCCCCCAGGGGAAGGGGAAGGCCCCGAGGAAAGAAACGCACAUUUCUGGAAAACUUGCAGACAAAAAGCCCUACAGCAGAGUCAGAAAUUGAAAACGAGUCUCCCACAGAAAAUGACAACUCUGCCGCCGACACCAUCGUCCCAUCUUCUCCUCCAGCCAAGAAGAAGAAAAGGAAGACGCUUCCCGUGAUGGACAAGAAGCGUUACUCUGGUCCGUACACGCCUCACUAUGGCACGCUCGACACCCCGGCAGCUCCUUCUCCUCCUCCUCCUAUGAGGACGUUAUUCACCUGCCCUGUCGACAAAUGUGGCGAAUCCUUCGCCAACCUUGAUCCUCUCUUGACCUCGCAUUUCUUCACUUAUCACAUCAUCCUGGCUGCCAAGGUGAGCAAGAAGGAGCACGCGUUCAAGUGCAAACUCUGCUUGGAGAAAGAUUUCUUCGUGAAAGUGAACCUCCCCGAGAUCAGAGAGGCGAAUCUUGACGACGUGGCGGGCAAAGAGAUGGCUAAACAUUACUUGGAAGAGCAUCAAGUGGGUUUUAAGACCUUGCCUGGAACCGAAGCCACGACUGGAGUCAAAUCGACUGCCAAGAAGACCAAGGCGAAACCACCAGUGAGAAAGGCGACGAAACGUCCCGUUGAGGUCCCCGUGCCGACAGUAUCGCCCUCCACUUCGGAGCAGGAGAACGUCCCCAAAAGGAAGGGGAAAAAGAAGAAGGCGGAAACGGUCACGAAGAAGUUGGCGAAGAAGAAAAAAUCCGCCCUCACUCCGAGCAAGCAAGACGGGGAUGAAGAUGAGGAGGAGGAAGAGGAGGAGAUGACCGUUCCUCACGAAUCCCGCUCAGUCGUUAAGAAGCGGAAUGUGGCUGCUCCGAAACGGAAAGUGGGCAGAAAGAAGAAGGACUUGAAGAAGAAACCCUCCGAACAGAAAUCAAACUCGGAUGUUAUCGAUGACAACGAAGAAGAGAAGGAUCCUGAUUCUGGGCAAUCGAUUGAAAUUGUUGACUCACAAAUAAUGACCAACGAAGAGCCACCCAGAGAAGAAGAGCGAGAAGUUGUUUUCAACGAGGAGGACGAGAAUCUGACCGCGGAGACCGCUCAACCCAAACCCCUCGUCAAACCACGUCCCAAGAGUGAACAAGAUCUCAAUUCGGGUAGUUCCAUUUCCACUCCGAGACGAAAACCCGGUCCGAAAUCGAAGACUACACAUCGACAAAAAUCUCCCUCGCCGCUUCUCGUCAUGGAAGAAAGGGCGGAGGAAGUUCAAACAACAGCUCUCAUCCCAUCGAGUCCAUCUCUCGAGUCGUUGAAAUCUCUUCAAAAUGAAAACCAACAAGAAAAUCGGGACGACGAGGAAAAUGGAGAUCAAACUGACGCUGCAGUGAAGGCAACAAACAAUGAACAAGCCGACGACGAAACUGCGGAUACGCCAGCAGCGGACGACGAAGGCGUAAAUGAUGACGACGACGACGACGACUAUGACAACUUGUUCCUCGAAAAGAUUGAAAAUGAUAGGAAAAGGGACAGCAGUGUCCUCACAUCGGACGAGGAAGGCGAGGACGAUGGUGGCGACGGCGGUGACGACGACAAUGACGACAUUAACAGACAAAUCAUGAUCGAGAUGUCGAGAAUGUUUGCGUCGAAGGUGGCCAGCGACCCAUCCAAACCCUGGUCUGUGACUGUUCCUCUCCCAGAGACGCAGACGGCAGGACCAUCCAGCACCAGUGCAGCUCCUCCUGCAAGGACUGAGGAGGAGGUCGUUACAGGAUCUCCUGGGCGCGAGGGGACAAGUGAUGGGUCUGCCGAAGGAGGAUUUGUGGGGCGAGAGGAAUCUGGAUCUCCUGAGCAGGAGGGGACAAGUGCCGAAGGGCCUGGUGCUGAAUCCGCUGGGGACGAUGACAUGGAAGGAGAGGAGGACUCGUUCAAGGAUGCUGAGAGUGGGGGCCUUCCGAGUACUAUGAUGUUUACCACGAGCUUCAUCGAGAUGGCUCAGUUGGGAGACGUCAUCCUUGGUUCCGACGAUGGCGAGGAUGACGAGGAUGAAUAGGCUGCAAACCCUUCAAUACGCAGCCUUACUUAUUUUUUAUACUUUUGUAUUUCUUUACCUAAAGCCUUACCUCCACUUUACCUUCAGUAUAUUUUUUUAUUGUUCGACUUCAUAAAUUUUACAGACCUUUCUAUCCAUCUACAUAAAUGCGUAAUUCAAUCAGAAUUCAAUCAAAUUGGUGCUGAAUUGUACGUCAUUAAAAUAAUAUGUGCCAUGUAUGUACCUUUUGAGCUUCUUGGCUUCACCGAGAGACUUGUUGUUAUUUUAUUUAAAUAUAUUUAACUUUGAUGAUAUCAAUUAAAAAUAAAUUGUAUUGUCAAUAA
Molecule: messenger RNA, 3957 nt
Organism: Folsomia candida
Lineage: Eukaryota; Metazoa; Arthropoda; Collembola; Entomobryomorpha; Isotomidae
Product: neurofilament heavy polypeptide
Exons: 8
Coding region: 293-3634 (1113 amino acids)
Source: RefSeq, a predicted model, not a curated record